AUGGUGCUGAGUCCGGAUGAGGUCUUUGCCUUGGCCUGCUCGUGCAAGCGGCUCUACGCUGCCCUGCUCGGCUCCCGCUACGGGAGGUGCCUUGCCGAGGCCACACUCGGCUUUCAUGAGGCGAUGGCGCGCCGGGCGUGGGGAGGUGCUCGAGUGGCGCUUGGUCGAAUGGAGACGAAUGAGGCACGACAUGCGCUGGCUGGUCUUGCCAUCAUGCCUCUGAUCGCCUCUGGCGAUUCGGACGACGAUGGGUGGCGGGCGAUUGUGGAGGCGGUGGCAAGGGCGGGGAUCAAGACCGCGGUGCUUGAGAAUGACGAGCUGGGGAUCCGCGCCGGCAGGAGUGUGUACUGGGAGAUUAAGGAUGCUACUGUUGGUGCUGCAGCCAUGACGGCUGCAUUUGAGAUGGAGGACGUCGCCAUCACGCUGAUCCCGGUUGUGGACGACGAUGAGCGGGUGGUGAUGCUCGACCUUGCUGCUGAUCGAGGCUUGCUGCGCCUCCUGCACACUCUUCUCCUCCAGGAGCCGCCGAUUGAUGUUUGCGCCUCUGAUAGCUCCGCUCUGGUGUUGGCAGCAACGCGCGGCAACGUGCGUGCGGUGAAGCUGUUGAUGGACGACGGGCGCGUGGAUCCGGGCGCCGACGACUCGGCAGCGCUGCGCUGGUCGGCGAGCUUGGGCCACUUUGACGUGGUCCGGCUCCUCAUCGCCGAUCGGAGAACAGACUUGGCUGUCGAUGACAAUCUUGUCGUGACGGCGGCUGCCACUGCUGGGCGUGCAGACAUUGUGGCAGUGGUGCUUGCCUCGGACUCGCCGCGGGUUGAUCCGGCCGCCAACGAGAACGCAGCCCUCUGCUACGCCUGCGGUAAGGGCCACGCGCAGGUUGUGGCCUUCUUACUUGCUGACGAGCGUGUCGACGCCGCUGCCCGCAAUCAGAGCCCUAUCUGCUGGGCGGCGCAGCAUGGACACGCCGAAGUUGUGGUCCUGCUUCUGAGCGAUAGCCGAGUGGAUCCUGCAGCGCGCGAGGGCAUGCCGCUGCGCAAGGCGACGGAACGGGGCCACAAGGAGGUCGUCGCCCUACUUUGCUCCUGCUAG
Thecamonas trahens ATCC 50062 is the source of this 1089-nucleotide messenger RNA. Its product is annotated as ankyrin domain-containing protein. The transcript has a single exon. The record is from RefSeq and is a predicted model, not a curated record. Bases 1 to 1089 code for a protein of 362 amino acids. NCBI's taxonomy places the organism in Eukaryota, Apusomonadida, Apusomonadidae. Gene Ontology annotation, molecular function: protein binding.